Molecule: messenger RNA, 1248 nt
Organism: Rhododendron vialii
Lineage: Eukaryota; Viridiplantae; Streptophyta; Magnoliopsida; Ericales; Ericaceae
Exons: 6
Coding region: 103-1131 (342 amino acids)
Source: RefSeq, a predicted model, not a curated record
UAUUUCACCUCUUUCUGCUUCUUGAGUGCGGGGUAAAUUCUUUUUUCCCUUUUCCGAAAAUCCAAACAGAGAGAGAGAGAGAGAGAGAGAGAGAGAGAGAGAAUGGCCGGACUGUUCGCCUGGGCAGCAGAUGUGGUCGGAGCCGGCGGACACAGCAAUGACGAAGACGACACCAACGCAACAAUCCCUCUCGUAUUCACUCCCGAACAGCAACAGUACGUUCGAGACUUAGAUCUCAAAGCCAAGUCCCUGAACCGUUCGAUCCAAGAUCUACGGCUGAGACUCCCUCCCCCUGACAUCUCCCAACGCCUCCCUCACCUCCACGCCCACUCCCUCGCCUCCAACGCCGCCCUCGCCCUCCAGCUCAACGCUCACUCCACCACCAAGGAACAGGCACAACUGAGAGAGGUUACAUUGCGAGAAGAAAAUGCUGCAUUUGAGAAGGCUAUAUCUGAUUGUGGGAAUAAAAUACAAGAGAAGUUACAAGAAGCAAAUUUACUUCAGUCUAAGUUGCAGGAAAUGGACUUAACUGAGAAAAAUCUGAAGGCAGAGUUAGACAAUGUGAUUGCUGCAUUGGAUGACAGGCAAUCUGGAAAAUCAGGUGAACUCCUGGUUGAUUCAACAGUUAAAGCUCAAGAAGAUACAGAAGCUUCAGAAUCCAAUCUACUGGGCAAGUUAGAGAACAAGAAAAAAGAACUGGGUUCAAUGGAAGUGAUUGUUCAGGACUUGGAGAAAAAAUGGGCGCAAGUCCAAGAGAAUGCACUGAAGCAGCCUUCUCCUGCUCAGAGAGAGAAAAUGUUGGAUAAACAGCUACACAGCCUAAUUGAGCAACUAGCCGCAAAGCAGGCCCAAGCAGAGGGACUACUUGGUGAAAUCCAUCUGAAGGAGAUGGAGCUAGAAAGGUUAAAUGGGCUGUGGAAAAGGCUUGAAACCAGUACGGGGGAAGCCAAUACAGCAAGGAAUCGAUUGGGAAGAAGCAACUCUGGUUACAUUGUGGACCCACAUCAUAGGCCGCCUUAUCACGUUGGUGGCCGAAAUGAGACCCAACAGAGGCUCAUGCUACUGAGGUCGGCUUUUGUCCUUUACAUUUUAGCUCUCCAUAUCUUGGUCUUCAUCAAGAUUUCAUUCUAGCGAGUGUAAUGGUUCUUCAGCUGUUGAAUCUGGUUUCAAUGUUUUAUUAUUCCAUAGUAUCUGGUUGUACAGAAGCAUGUCUCAUGUAUAAAAUGGAGUGCUAAUUUCCUUGUUCUA